UGGAUCAUGUUUAUCAUGACAUUUUCGUGACUAGUGACGGUAAGGUGUAAGACGCAACAAAUAUACUCACCAAAAUGUUAGCGAUAUGCAGCGUUGAUAAUUUUAGGCUUUGAAGUUCCACUCUAUUUUCGGGCAUAAACGAGAAAUUUUUGCUUUGAGUCGGCAACGCAAAAGUUCCAACACACAAGGCGGUACACUCUGGACUGAUCAACACCUUACAGGGAGACCAUACUGCACAGCUCCUGUAGGGAUAACUAAGAAGGGUGUUGGAUUGUUUACGGAAGAAGGACUGAAGAGACGCUCUGAUACCAUGGCAGAAGGAGGCAUGAGUCAUCGGGAGAAAGAUGGAGAGCUCUUGUACCCAGCUGUUGACACAUAUGGACCUAUAACAGUACGAGGUAGUGAGUUAGAGCCAGGCAAAAAGAAAAAGUGGUGUACCUGUGGACUUAGCAAAAAAGCUCCUUGGUGUGAUGGUGCUCAUAAGAAGACUGGUUUCCGUUCCCUCAAGUGGGAGGUCCCUGAGAAGCCCCAGUCCGUCUACCAGAUAUGUAACUGCAAGUAUACCAAGUCACCUCCGUACUGUGAUGGGACCCACACCAAUCUUCCUCAAGAGGUUCUGGAGAGACAGAAGAACUGUCCCAACAAGCCAACCCAUGAAGAAUGUUUAAAGAUGUGCACUGGAUGUGGGUGGAAGGUGGACUUUUGAUGUUGGUUUAAAGACAUAGAUUACUAUGCAUGGGACCACAAUAUUCUAGGAUGGCAGUUUUAUGCCCCAGUCACACUAAGAGGACCAACACCAG
Messenger RNA from Strongylocentrotus purpuratus (purple sea urchin), 800 nucleotides. Its product is annotated as CDGSH iron-sulfur domain-containing protein 3, mitochondrial. Bases 311 to 706 code for a protein of 131 amino acids. The transcript is spliced from 4 exons. Gene Ontology annotation, cellular component: intracellular membrane-bounded organelle. Lineage: Eukaryota; Metazoa; Echinodermata; Echinoidea; Camarodonta; Strongylocentrotidae. The record is from RefSeq and is a predicted model, not a curated record. Gene Ontology annotation, molecular function: 2 iron, 2 sulfur cluster binding.